AUGAACAACUACGGUGCGUUCGCCGCUCUGCCGUCCUACGCCCUUCCGUCGACUGCAACUCCUGCUCAAUUCACUUACGCGAUGAACAACGUCCCGGCGAUCGGAAUGUUCAACAGCUCUACAUAUACAUCAGGUUUCCAUUUAUCAACGUCGCGGGAACGCGCUCACGAGACUCCGACACAACACAAGAGGAAAACUGAUUGUCCUGCGCACACGGUAUUGCGCGUCACGGCGGGUGUUAAUCGCAUUUCAAUUUGCAUUUUGACGAGUUGUCGACAGUUUUCCAUGAAGACAAAAUGGCUUUAAAAUGAUAUUUUCAGCUAUGAUUCCGAGGAAAAAUCGCCGUGAAAGGACGACCUUCAGCCGACAGCAGCUCGACGUUCUGGAGGCUCUCUUCGCAGAAACUCAUUAUCCGGACGUAUUCGCUCGGGAACGUGUCGCUGAUCAGAUUCAACUCCAAGAAAGCCGAAUUCAGGUUGGUUUAUUUCUAGGUUUGAUAGAAUGUACUUUAUGAAACCAUUGGCCGGCCUAAAUUAACUAGAGCUAGUGGUGGUACUUUUUUUUGGACUCCUUGGAUUUUUCCACUUCAAUCAUAAUAACUAAAUCCUUAUCAAACCUAAUUGAAGGAUAAUUACGACUUUACUAAUUCGUUUUAUGAACUGUAAAAAGAGUUAUUCAUUAUACUAAAUGUUCAGGUUUGGUUCAAAAAUCGUCGUGCAAAGCAUCGGCAACAGGAGAAACAGAAGCCGAAAACGGAAAAGAAAAGUAAGGAUUUCCGAGGUAAACUAACCGAAAUAACAUUUUCAGCACUUGCGGCAGCCGUGAAAGGCAACGUUUCUCCGUUGUACCAGCCUCAGAUGAACAGCGAACCAGAGAGGUAGCUCGUAACGUGUAAAAAAAAACACCUUUUUUCAUGGAAUUUUGAAGCGAUUAUCGAUUGAAUUUGGUCUGUUGAUCAAGAAGAUCAAGUAUACCCUGCGCAAAAAGGUUACUGUAGAGCGGUGAUAUCGCGCUGAUUGGCGAGCGCCACUUUGAUUGACAGGUUGAUAACAACACGCUUUCCCACAAACCACCGUUACAAUCAUAAGCCUUGCCUCUUCAAUUCAAAAUUUAUCCUCCCCUAUUCUGUCAAUCUCAUGUUUAUCAUUAGUACUGUAGGAAAAACUUCGAUCUUUGUGUUGGUGGAGUACAUUUUGAAUAUUCUUAUCUUGAUUUUUCAGUGAGUCGAAGCCGUCGUUGCUGGCGAACCGCAAAGAGCUUUCUCCAGUCAGGACGCCGGCCAGUGGCAACAGCAGCUCCGGCGCUGGAGACAACAGCUGGACCGGAAGCGACACAAUCAACACGGUACUAACAAUUGAAAAACUUUUAAUGAAGAUCCUCCGAACUGCUAUUUUUAUGAUUUUUUGUUUUGGGUUCCUAUUUUGAAAUUCAAAUUGAGAAGGAAAGCAUUCGAGUUAGUAACAGUUUUAGUACCCUUAUCAAAACGACCAAUAUUCAAAGAUUCAAGUUCAAAAAUUGACAACAGAGAUUCGGUUUCAAUUUUAGCUUGAGGCAAACAUUCGGGAAAGAUUUUUGAACAAAAAUCCCCAGAUUGAAUCCGAUUUUCUCCGGAUUUUCCUGCGCCCAUUAAUCCUACUGUUUUCUAAACAAAAAAAUCGCUAUUUCUGCAGAUUUUUUUCUGAAAAAAAUUGUUAUUUUACCGUUUUUUUGUCUUUUUUUGAACACUUGACAGAAUUACAUAUCUGGAAUUACUAUGAGUCACAAAAAAAAAAUUGAAAAACGACGACCAAAAAGCAAAAUUUAUCUAUGGAGCACAAAGUAGUCUCACUAAUUCUCCUAAUUGAUUCAGAGCGUCACUUCGUCUCCGGCGCCGACUUCGUUGCCCACGAGCGUUUCGACCUCCACGCAACCCGCGACGCUCACCGUCUCUCUGAGCAACCCGGUCGUGUACAACUCCUACCCGUUGUACCCCAGCUACUCCAUGAUCGACGGCAACAACCCUUACUACUACGCUCCGACCUACACUCCUGGAAUGAAUCCAUACCAAAGCAAUCCCUACUUCUUCCCCAGUGGAUCCCUCUGA
Molecule: messenger RNA, 2083 nt
Organism: Caenorhabditis auriculariae
Lineage: Eukaryota; Metazoa; Nematoda; Chromadorea; Rhabditida; Rhabditidae
Source: the annotation of a GenBank genome assembly